AUGGCUUGUCCUCAUCUUGAGUCGAUCGGGCUCAACCCCCCUACUCCAGCUCAGUCUGUUUAUCGCGAAGACUGUACCCAGUGUUUUGACUCGAUUGAUGACCCCGCCGGCCUCGAUGUCUGCCUCCAGUGCUUCAACGGCGGCUGCGCUGGUGACCGUAUGCACAACAGGCUCCACGCUGCCUUGAAAAGCCACCCUCUCGCCCUCAACAUCCGCCGAACUCGAAAAGUUGUCGAACGAGAUGAGCCACCUGCCAAAAUGUCCAAGCUGGCCAUCGCUGCCGAGACCGAGGAGGAUCGAUAUGACACUGCCUUGUCCGUCAAAUGUCUCGAAUGCAAUACCGAGCUUGACCGAACAAGCCCGAAGCUCGCCCCCAUGGUUGACAGCAUUCUCAAGGCCAACACCUUUUCCCGAAAGGAGGAGGUCAAGGCCUGGGAACAGGAGUUGACCAGCUGCGAGCACAUCCUGAUGCUUCAGCAGCACCCUUCGAGAAAGAUUGAGCAAGGUGUCUUGGGCCACUGCUACGCAUGCGACUUGAAGGAGAACCUCUGGCUGUGCCUGGAGUGUGGCAACCUGGGAUGUGGUCGCAAGCAGAUGGGUGGUGUUGAUGGAAACUCGCAUGCAUUGGCUCACUCGAACGAAUCUGGUCACGGAGUCGCUGUCAAGCUCGGGUCAAUCACCCCAGAGGGUACCGCAGACAUCUACUGCUACAAGUGCGACGACGAGCGAGUGGAUGACAACCUGGGCGAGCAUUUGGCCCACUGGGGCAUUGUGCUGGCGGAGCGCCAAAAGACUGAGAAGAGCUUGACCGAGAUGCAAAUCGAGCAGAACCUCAAGUGGGACUUUAGUAUGACGACCGAGGAUGGCAAGGAGCUCGUCCCCCUUUUCGGCCCUAGCCUGACUGGCUUGAGGAACCUGGGAAACAGCUGUUAUCUUGCCAGUAUCACUCAGUGUCUAUUCGACAUGCCCUCGUUCCAGGAGAGAUAUUUCCGACCCAAUGAUGAUCUUCCUCUCGUCCAGGAUCCCGCGGAGGACCUAGAGACCCAGCUACGAAAGAUAGCUGAUGGACUCUUGUCUGGAAGAUACUCCAAGCCUGAUGCCGACGUGGGUGGAGAUGGUAUCACUCAUCAGAAGGGAUUAGCGCCGGCCAUGUUCAAGCAUCUCAUCGGCCGAGGACAUGAGGAAUUCUCCACCAUGCGACAACAGGAUGCAUUUGAGUUGCUGCAGCAUCUUUUCAAGCUCAUUACCCGAUCUCAACACCAAGGUGGUCUCAAGGAUCCUACAGAACCAUUCCGCUUCGCCCUCGAGCAGCGUCUCCAGUGCCUGGGCUGCAAAAAGGUCAGGUAUAGCAGCACUGAGCAAGACAACAUCUUUAUUGAUGUUCCCCUGGAAAAGCUCCCCGCCGAGGAGGGCUCAGAUGGCCCAGCAGCUUAUAAGCCCGUGACCUUGAAGGAGUGUUUGGACAACUUUACGGCCACUGAGAAGGUCGAGCUGACCUGCUCUGCUUGUGGAAGCAAGGAUGGCUUUGUCAAGCGAUACCUUUUCAAGACUUUCCCUGAUACCCUGGUUGUCAACGCUCGGAAGAUGACGGUGGUCAACUGGGUUCCGAUCAAGGUGGAUGUGCCAGUCAUUGUCCCUGAUGAGCCUUUCCCCCUGGAUAGCUAUCUAUCACAGGGACUCCAACCCGGAGAAGAGCAGCUGCCUGACGAGCCAGAGGCCAAAGCCCCGGCCUUUGAACCCGAUGCGACAGCGCUGGCACAGCUGGAGGCCAUGGGUUUUCCUCGUAACCGAUGUGAGCGUGCUCUGCAUGCUACCGGAAACUCGGACGCCAACGCCGCCAUGGAGUGGCUCUUUGGACAUAUGGAGGACCCUGAUAUUGACGCUCCUCUCGAUCUUGGUGGACAAUCUGCUGGAGGUGAUACUGCUGAUCCUGAAAAGAUUGAGAUGCUCGGAGCCAUGGGUUUCGGCGCUCCUCAGGCCAAGAAGGCACUGAAGGAGACAGGCGGCGACGUUGAGCGCGCUGUUGAGUGGCUCUUUAGCCACCCAGAUGACCAGGGAACCUUUGACGAUGACGCUCCUGCUGAAGGGGCCGCAUCAGCAUCAAAGGAGCCUGCUGGAAGUGCAACGCUCCCUGCGACUUUCCAGCUUCGGUCGAUUGUGUGCCACAAGGGCACGAGCAUCCAUGCUGGACACUAUGUCGCCUUUAUCCGAAAGGCGCUGGGUGACGCCAACACCCCAACCUGGGUGCUCUUCAACGACGAGAAGGUGGUGGAAGCGCAUGACGUUGAGGAGAUGCGCAAGUUUGCCUACGUGUACUUUUUCAAGCGGGUCUAG
Messenger RNA from Fusarium keratoplasticum, 2334 nucleotides. RefSeq names its product Ubiquitin carboxyl-terminal hydrolase. The record is from RefSeq and is a predicted model, not a curated record. Gene Ontology annotation, cellular component: nucleus; cytosol. The transcript is spliced from 4 exons. Lineage: Eukaryota; Fungi; Ascomycota; Sordariomycetes; Hypocreales; Nectriaceae. Bases 1 to 2334 code for a protein of 777 amino acids. Gene Ontology annotation, molecular function: protein binding; zinc ion binding; cysteine-type deubiquitinase activity. Gene Ontology annotation, biological process: protein deubiquitination.